UACUCAUCUGAGAAAACAGUCUUUUAUAUAAAUUGCAGAAAUGGGAAAGAAAUAUAUGUAUGCUAUGUCUUGGGUAUUUUUAACAGGUCAGACAGUUGGGUAAUAAUGAAAGAUCUUUAAAAUGUGAGAUGUUUUUUGAAUUAGAUCCAAUGACCUCCUGAUGACCUUGGCGAGGAUCUGCUUUCAAAGUCAGACUUCUCAAUUUUACCUUCACCACCUUCCAGACAUGUGUGUACUUUACCUCUUUGUGCCUCUGUAUUCAAUUGCUUUUUCUACAAAAUGAGAAUAAAAGGAAUAAUAUCAUGUAAGAAAACUGUGUUGACUAAAUAAGAUAAUUCAGGGAAGUUUGAGCAAAAUGUUUAACACACUGGAAGCUCUUAAAUGGUUAUUAAUUAUGGUCACUGAUAUUACCAUGACCUGUCUCUUUGUGAUGUCCCCUUUAUGUUGACAGCUCUUGUCUGAGGCCGAAUUUGGCACUCUACUGACAGGGUUCUGCCGUGUCGAUACUGAAUCAGAAGACCCUAGCUGUGAUCCCAGUGCCACCAUUUCCCAGACAUGUGGCCAGGACAAAUCUCUCGGUCAAUUUGAUCAGCUGUCAAUGUGAAGAAUCACUUGCGUUCUGCCCCAGCGCUCAGGCCACCUGGGGAGCACAUUGAUUGGGGGGGGGGGCUCAGCUUUGUGCUGUCCAUCCUGAAGACUGAACCUAGCAUCCUCAGGGGUGGUAAAUUAGGUGAACAGGAAGCAGCCUACCACUGGUGUAGCUCCACCCUUCUUACUUUUCCUUUUGAAGCAGGCUGUCCUGGAACUUGGACUCCUCCUGCCUCAGGCAGGGUACUGAGAAGCUGGGAUUACAGGCCUACACUACCAGAUCUGAUUUGUUUCAUCUUUAAUAUAAAGUUUUGUAAAGCGUGUGAAAGCCUGCCAGUGUUAUUGCUGGGGUUUGAUUCCAUUAAGUGUAAAGAAACAGAGAGCCCCUGUUUUACUAGGUCAGGCUACAAGUUACCGCGGCGGCCACACCACAGGCCUCACCACACACAGCCUUUAGCUUCAAGGUGGUGUUCGCCUCAGCAAAUGAGAGGCAGAUAGGAAAAUAUGAAACCCAGUCAUGCUUUCCUGACCAGCAAUUCCGACCGCUAUUGUUUCCAUGCUUUGAUGUUUGUUUGUAUUUAUUUCUGUUUGUUUUUGAGGCAAACACUAAAGUAGCUCAGGCUGGUCUGAACUCAACUCCUGGAUACUUCUGCCUCCACCACUCGAAUGCUAGGAUUACAGUCAGGGCCUCCACAUCUGUUCUGCAUGCUCAGUUUUGCUAUAAAGAAUCUAUAAUAAUAUUUUUGUUUAGACUGGAAAGUGCAGGUUUAAAAACAAGGCUCAAACCCAGGUUCCAUGGCACAUGGCUCUGUAUUUUCCAUCUGUUUUGAAAAUAUGCAAACUAUUACAUAAAAAUGUAUUUAGAUUCAUUGAUGAACUAGAAUAAAAGAUGUAUCAUUGUCUCUCUGCAUUUUGUAAAUUUCUGUUUUACACACAACCAAUGAAUAAAAUAGUUUUAAAUCUGUGAUGUUCUUGACAAUCAAAAGGGCAUCCGGGUUCUGCUCGUGAGCUGUCUGCAAAGGUCUGUGAGGGAAUACUGCUUUGCAGGACAGUCAAGACCGAGGAAAAGAACUCAUCUUUGAAAUAAUGACUAUUUACUAGAUGAGAUUUUUUUAAAAUUUAUAUCCCUGAAUUUGAGUUCUUCUCAGAAAUCUGAUCCCAAAACCAUGGAUUGCAGAUCUGUGAUGGUUACAAAGACCGUCCUAAUGAAACGUCUCCAAUAAGAGAAUCCUGUCUCACUAAGUCGCAGUAAGUUUGAACUAAAAUUCACUGUAACAGGGCUGCCCUGGGGCAAAAUUUCAGGCACUACAGCUUUAAGAGUUCAAUCACACCUCAUCGAGAGCUGUUCUGACUGAGGGAAAGCCAGCUUGGCUAUUAAAAACAUGCUGCAAAUUAAUGUAAUAAUAUUUUUUUCAACUCCUCUGAGCUUUACCUCCAGGAUUCCUCUCGGCAAAGCUCUGGUGGUUUUUUGCUUUGUUGUGUUUUGUUUUUUAUAAAGCCUCAGUCUCCUUGCUCUGCCUUUCAUGGAAACGACUCUCAGAAGAGAGGCGGCAUUACACAGCAAAAAGGAAAACCAGCCAGCCAGGUUUAAGCCGAAAGCCACAGCUUUCCCCGGAAAACAUGGAAUUUCCACAGAGAAAACUCCUCAGCUGAUUUAUUUCAUGUCUAGGAAACCUAAGGAUGGAAUAGUUUAAGAUCUCUGAAGACUUCAGAUUAACAUUAUAAUAGUAGUAAUUGUCAGAAAUACAAUAUCGUUUUCAAUGUAUAAAUAUUCAGUAAGAGAAGUAAGCAUGCAGUCAGUGACUCAAUAUCAGAAAAGGGAUGCCGGGCCAGAUGGGUUUGUUCUGAUUUAAAACAGUGGCAACAUAUACAUAUGACCCAGUUGUGUGUGUGUGGGGGGGGGGGACAGUCUUUCUCUCCCGAGGACAUUAUUAUGUUUCUUUCAGCAGCUGAAACAAGUGAGCAAGCACGGCCUGCUAAUAAAGUUUGACACCGGAGGCUCAAGUAGAAAUAAGUGGUCUGGUUUUCUACUCCCUCAGAGUCUCCUUCCUAGCUGACAGUGUUCUGGACCUCCCACAUCAACCACCCCUUUAGUAAUCUGCAAAGGGCGAGCCAUAAACAAGUUUCCAUUACAGAUCCUAGAAGCAGAUACCAGGCAACAGGAUCAGACUCAGGUCUCAGCAGGCUGCAGAUCUCACCAGAGGCAGGUGCAACCUACCAACUAGGCAGUGUGGCUUCUUUCUUCCUCUCCUCUCCCUCUCUCCCUCCCUUCUUUUCUUCCUCUUUCCUCUUUCUUCUUUCCAGAGCCCUUUCUUGCUGACAUCUUCCAUUCAUGUGUGUGUGUGUGUGUGUUUUAAAAUUCUAAAAGAAAAAGCUAAGAAAGUAGAAAAGGGGAGAAAAAGACUUGAUUCAUUUUAAAAUAUGCAUCUUCCCUUGUGACCCAAUAAAUUAAUUUCAUAUGCAAAGACUGUAUUUCCAUUCUCGUUACACAGCCCCUCAAAUACCUCACAGUGAUUCUCUCUUAACUAAGUUAACAUUCGAAUGUGUCCUAGUGAGGAAUGCAGAAAUAGAAAAAUGUUCUUGCAUUCUCAAAAAAAAAAAGUGAUUCAAAGCAGACAGUAUCUUACGCAACAAUUCAGAGAUAAGGUCAUUAAAACUCUUAUAUCUGGAUCAUAUGUGGAGGUUCCUUCUUUAGAAUAAACCACAAAAGUGCUGUAGUAAACUCAGUGCCAGCCCCACAGUGUGGUAACUCAGACAGCCUUUCACUGGCACUCCACUGGUGCUGGUUUGCCCCAGCUUGUCGCUACAAUGUCACCAAGGGGUAAACAGGCACAAACAUUUCUUUCUAUGAAAAACAUCAAGGAGGUAAAUUUUCUUCAAAAACCCAAGACAGAAAAGUAAAGAAGAUUAGUUACUACAGCCCUUUUUUUAAAAAAGCAAUAAUAAUAAAGAGAUUGAAUAAAGGGUUUAACCUUCAAAUCACCUUCAGGAGCAAGUCAGAAAGGAAAGAGCAAAGUCUAAAGUGGAAGGCUGUGGUGGGGCUGAAACAAUAAUGUUUAAACCAUUGGCACAAUUUCCCCUUAACAGAGGGACUUAUAAGACCCUGCACUAUCCCUUAAUGGCCCAGACUGAUCAACAGUUUCGGUGACAUUGAAGCUACAAUGUUAAACUAUAAGCACCGGCUUUAGCCUAAGUAAUUGGCCAUGACUUUGUUUGAAAGCAGCAUUUUCCUCUCUAUAACUGGUUGCACGCUUAACAUUUUUUUAGCUAGUUUAGAUAUAAGGCAAAACAGGAUGAUUGUGAAAUUAAACAUUUGUUUCCUUGUAAAUGUCUCUGCAGCGUCAUCUCUAUGCCAAAGCCCCGCAAAAAACUCGUAGCUGAAGCCUGUUGGCCACCCAUGUGCUGUCACUGCAGAUAGCUCUCCCCGUGAACGUUCAGCAAGACGCUGCUGGCGGCUCUCUAUAUCUCAGUAAAAGCAGGCAGUAACACAUAGCUCAUGCAUAAAUACUGCAUUGGAAGGAUGCGGCAGUAUCUAUAUGGCAUCCAGCUGAGGUCCCACCCUGCUGGCCCACGUUUGACAGACCCGCAGAGUUUCCAUUUUCACUUAUCUUUCCAUAGGAAAUCAACAAAUCUGGGUUUUACAGAAUUUACAAGUUAGUCCUCCACUUUGUGGACUGCCCCUCUCAGUGACUUGAGUCUGGGCUCCCGCUGCUUUAAGCAGUAACCAACACUCAGCAAAUCAGAUGGGCCUCAUACCCAACCCCCUCACUCUCCACCCCCGCAGCCUGCAGCCCGCAAUGCUGCAGUUUCACGUUCUAGAACCAAAGGGUAACUCCUCAAAUGAACCCUUUUUUUUUCCUUUUAAAAUCUCACUUCUACCUUAAAAUGCAUGGGGCCAAGAGCUUAUAAAACUGCAAAAUUAAAGUCUCCAGAAAGAAAGGCACCUGUGAUUCCUUACUGAUUAAUACAACCCCAUCACAUCAUGAGGAGGCAAUUAGAAGGCGUUUCAGCUUGCUGUCUCUGCUUCUGACCCACAGUCAGUCCCUCCUGGUGCGGUCCUCAGCUCAAGCCCUGCUUUCCAUCCUCACUUUGUCUGGCAGGACUCUGAACUCUCUCACUCUGAAUUUUCCCAAACCGCAAUCCAAAACAGAAGGGCUUUCUCACUUAAAAACACACACCCAGCUACACAGUGUAAAACUAUACAACCCUGUAGGAUGUCUGCUUAAACAAACAUGCUUAAAAGAUGGUUGGCCUAUGCCAAAUCGGCCAUCAAAAUCUACCUGGGCAAACAUAUUCCUUUUUUUUUUUUAAGGGAGGGGAAAUGCCUGGUUUACUCAAGGCUGGGAUGAAUCUAUUCUGUAACCUUUCAGUUAGUUUUAAGCUAAUUGAGUGUCCUUGUCAAUAGUUAUAGCACACAAAAGUAGUGCCUAGACAGAACCAUGACAGGGCAUUUUUUCAAACUUAUCGUACUGCCUGUCUCCCUGGAUUUUUCAUCUCGGAUUUCAAAUCCCCCUUCCCAGGGAAUAGUUGACCUUCAGAUUUCAGGCCUUGUGUCUCCUCCUUUCCCAGCAUCCAUCAUUUCUUGGUAAAGUCAAACUGGGUUUCAAGUCUCUAUUUCCCUUAACUGAGUGUAACGGAUUUUAGUUGUUUUCAAAAUCUGCAGUCUGCUCAUUGUGCCAACUCUGCACUGCAGAGAAGUCUUCGAGUGGGCUUUCCAGCUUGCUUCCUACAAACAAGCAGUCACUACAAACAGGUUUAGUGUUCGCUGGGGGAGAGGACCUAAAAGUGACCCUCUUCUAAGCUCUGGUAGGCAGGAAACCCAGCAGCAUCCCAUGGCCCCGCCUGGGCGCUGUCCUAGGUGCUGCCGGAUCCUUGGGCGCCCCUGCGCCUUACCUGCUGGAAGCUGCCGAGAUUCCCCAACCGUUAAGCAGACUGGAGUGCCACAUCUUACUUUUAACACAAAUGACUACCCCGGUCUGUCCUCUUUGUCCCCUUCCCGGAGGUUUCAGAUCGGCCAUUCCUCAGAAACUCUCUCUCUUUUUUUUUCUUCUGCAUAACUCUCGGCUCAUCUCCGCCUGCUUUAAGACAAGGGGGAGGAGAAGGAAAGGGUGGACUGACAAGGACGAUAAGAAAGAGUGGGGGAGGAAAAAAGAGAGUGUGGGAGAAGGAGAGAAGGGGUGAAAGACAAGGCGGCAAAGAAAAAAGUUCCAUGGGCAAGGGCUCCAAGGGAAAUGCCGGGUGAUAACUAAAAGAGAGGGGGUGGGGGAAGAGGAAGGGCCGCAAGGGGAGUGGGGGGUGACAAAGAACAGCAGAGCCUAAGGCCAAAAGUGCGGAAGAAAGAAACUAAGAGGCAGGGGACCAAAGAAGAGCCAGGAGGCCGGAUAAGAACUGCCCAAAGGGCCGGAGAGUGACUAAACAAAGAAAGGGCGCUGGGUCGGCACUUGCACCAAGGCUAGGAGCUGCAAACUGCAGGUGAAACGCAGAAAAGGGAGAUCUACAGGGUGACAAGUGGUCUGGGACCCAAGGGGACGCUGGAGAAGGACCGGCCGGGCUGCACCCAAGUGCGGGGUCCACUGUGGCGCGGGCCCACAUGGAGCGCAGAGCGGCCGCUGAAUCACCGCAGGGCUUAUCUCCCCCUUCCCCCCACCCCGGCCCGGUGCCCGCAGUCCCCGCCUCCUCGACCGCCGCCUCCACGGGGCGGGGCCCUGGCCCGGGACCAGCUGCUCGGCUAUAAAGGGGCUGCGGCGAGGCCGGCAGAACGCUGUGACAGCCACACACUCCAAGGCCUCCAAGAUGAGCUACACUCUGGACUCGCUGGGCAACCCGUCCGCCUACCGGCGGGUCACCGAGACCCGCUCCAGUUUCAGCCGCGUGAGCGGGUCCCCGUCCAGCGGCUUCCGCUCGCAGUCCUGGUCCCGCGGCUCUCCCAGCACCGUGUCCUCCUCCUACAAGCGCAGCGCGCUCGCCCCGCGCCUCGCCUAUAGCUCGGCCAUGCUCAGCUCUGCAGAGAGCAGCCUUGACUUCAGCCAGUCCUCCUCGCUGCUCAACGGCGGCUCCGGAGGCGACUACAAGCUGUCCCGUUCCAAUGAGAAAGAGCAGCUGCAGGGACUGAACGACCGCUUCGCCGGCUACAUCGAGAAAGUGCACUACUUGGAACAGCAGAACAAGGAGAUCGAGGCGGAGAUCCAGGCUCUGCGGCAGAAACAGGCCUCCCAUGCCCAGCUGGGUGAUGCUUACGACCAGGAGAUCCGAGAGCUGCGAGCCACGCUCGAGAUGGUGAACCACGAGAAGGCUCAGGUGCAGCUGGACUCCGAUCAUCUGGAGGAAGACAUUCACCGGCUCAAGGAGCGCUUCGAGGAGGAAGCGCGACUGCGCGACGACACGGAGGCUGCCAUCCGAGCGCUGCGCAAAGACAUCGAGGAGUCCUCGAUGGUAAAGGUGGAGCUGGACAAGAAGGUUCAGUCGCUGCAGGAUGAGGUGGCCUUCCUGAGAAGCAAUCACGAAGAGGAGGUGGCCGACCUGCUGGCUCAGAUCCAGGCGUCGCACAUCACGGUAGAGCGCAAAGACUACCUGAAGACAGACAUCUCCACGGCCCUGAAGGAGAUCCGCUCCCAGCUCGAGUGUCACUCAGACCAGAACAUGCACCAGGCCGAAGAGUGGUUCAAAUGCCGCUAUGCCAAGCUCACCGAGGCGGCCGAGCAGAACAAGGAGGCCAUCCGCUCCGCCAAGGAAGAGAUCGCCGAAUACCGGCGCCAGCUACAGUCCAAGAGCAUCGAGCUCGAAUCCGUGCGUGGUACUAAGGAGUCCCUGGAGCGGCAGCUCAGCGACAUCGAGGAGCGCCACAACCACGACCUCAGCAGCUACCAGGACACCAUCCAGCAGUUGGAAAAUGAGCUUCGGGGAACAAAGUGGGAGAUGGCUCGUCAUUUGCGAGAAUACCAGGAUCUCCUCAACGUCAAGAUGGCCCUGGACAUCGAGAUCGCCGCAUACAGGAAACUCCUGGAGGGUGAAGAGACCAGAUUUAGCACAUUUUCAGGAAGCAUCACGGGGCCUCUGUACACACACCGACAGCCCUCUGUCACAAUAUCCAGUAAGAUUCAGAAGACCAAAGUCGAGGCUCCCAAGCUCAAGGUCCAACACAAAUUUGUGGAGGAGAUCAUCGAGGAAACAAAAGUGGAAGAUGAGAAGUCAGAAAUGGAAGACGCCCUCACGGCUAUUGCAGAGGAGCUGGCAGCCUCUGCCAAAGAGGAAAAGGAAGAAGAGGCAGAGGAGAAGGAAGAGGAACAGGAAGCCGAAAAGUCCCCUGUGAAGUCUCCUGAGGCUAAGGAAGAAGAGGAAGGGGAAAAGGAGGAAGAAGAAGGCCAGGAGGAAGAAGAAGAGGAAGAGGAAGGUGCCAAGUCAGACCAGGCAGAAGAGGGAGGAUCUGAGAAGGAAGGCUCCAGUGAAAAGGAUGAAGGUGAGCAGGAAGAAGAGGGAGAGACUGAGGCAGAAGGUGAAGGAGAGGAAGUAGAAGCUAAAGAGGAAAAGAAAACUGAAGAAAAGGUUGAAGAAGUGGCUGUCAAGGAGGAAAUCAAGAUUGAGAAGCCAGAGAAAGCCAAGUCUCCUGUGCCAAAAUCACCAGUUGAAGAGGUAAAGCCAAAACCAGAAACCAAAGCCGGGAAAGACGAGCAGAAGGAGGAAGAGAAAGUUAAGGAAGAAAAGAAGGAAGUCGUCAAGGAAGCACCUAAGGAAGAGAAGGUAGAGAAAAAGGAGGAGAAGCCAAAAGAUGUACCAGAGAAGAAGGCUGAGUCUCCGGUGAAAGAGAAAGCUGUGGAGGAGGUGAUCACCAUCACCAAGUCGGUAAAGGUGAGCCUGGAGAAAGACACCAAAGAGGAGAAGCCUCAGCAGCAGGAGAAAGUCAAGGAGAAGGAGAAGGCAGAGGAGGAGGGAGGGAGUGAGGAGGAGGGGAGCGAUCGCAGCCCACAGGAAUCACGGAAGGAAGACAUAGCUAUCAAUGGGGAGGUGGAAGGAAAAGAGGAGGAGCAGGAAACUCAGGAAAAGGGCAGUGGGAGGGAAGAGGAGAAAGGGGUGGUCACUAAUGGCUUAGAUGUGAGCCCAGCAGCUGAAAAGAAAGAGGAUGAGGACAAGGUGGUGGUGACCAAGAAGGUGGAAAAAAUCACCAGCGAGGGGGGCGAUGGUGCUACCAAAUACAUCACCAAAUCUGUAACCGUCACUCAAAAGGUCGAAGAGCAUGAGGAGACCUUUGAGGAGAAACUAGUGUCAACUAAAAAGGUAGAAAAAGUCACUUCACACGCCAUAGUCAAGGAAGUCACCCAGGGUGACUAAGAUCUGAGUCCACUGCAAAAGGUUAAGCCAUACGACAAUUUCAAAAUGCAUGUGAUUGACAGCUUCAAAACAGAAUGGGUUCUCCCAUGGGGGCUCCAGACAUUGUAUUUUCCUUUGUGCAAUAAGAGGGAACUGCAUGCAAGCUCAGGGUGCCUCCUCCUCGGUCUUUGGGGGAAUCCAAAUGCAUGAUAGUGUAUGUACCUGGGGAAUUUGCCAGUUUCCUAAACUGUUGGAAGAGGGGCACUCGGGGGGGAUGUCUUGAGAUGUAAUAUGCAAAGUACCAACUGAGCCAAAAAUAAUAAGUGAAACAGAACUCUCUUAGCCUUAAGAAAGCUAUAUAUGAAUACUUAUGUUUACCUCACUGGUGCAUUUAAAAUGGACUUCUGCUCAUGGGAGAACCUUGCUGACCGCACAGUUUGCAACCUUACGUUGAUCGAUGUUCAAUGUCACAUCAGUCUUUGCUCAAUAAAGGUCAUACUGGAA
Messenger RNA from Chionomys nivalis (European snow vole), 9396 nucleotides. It is a transcript of the gene Nefm, whose product is annotated as neurofilament medium chain. The transcript has 3 exons. The record is from RefSeq and is a predicted model, not a curated record. Gene Ontology annotation, molecular function: structural constituent of cytoskeleton. Lineage: Eukaryota; Metazoa; Chordata; Mammalia; Rodentia; Cricetidae. Gene Ontology annotation, biological process: neurofilament bundle assembly. The coding region runs from base 6382 to 8913 and encodes 843 amino acids. Gene Ontology annotation, cellular component: cytoplasm; postsynaptic intermediate filament cytoskeleton; axon.